AAUCGAAUUAGAUGUAUGCAAUCGAAUAGAAAUAAUAGAAUCGGAAACCAAUUACAUUCUAAGUAUAUAAGCGAAAUGUACCAUUAAUAAAUGUACUCACGUUGACGUACAAAUCAGGAAUGUUUCUUCCGGUUCCCAAGAGUACAAAAACAAAACGGAAGCUGAGCUGAAAGAUCUGAGAGGUGUAGUGAUACUGCGCAGAAGAAACUUCGUCUCUGAAUCGGCUGCUAAAUUGGACUGACCUGACUACCACCUGCACCAGUUUCCCUUGAACAGUGUGGAUCCAGCAGCAACGUGUGCACUAGAACUGGGGCUGGUAUCCGGGGAGGGAGCACCAGGGUAUUUCUCCCUCCCUUCAAAGGAUUUAUACAAACAGAAAUUUGGCCUGAGAUUACAAUCCAGGAGCCUCAUACAGAGGAGGAAGGAGGCUAGAAAGUGGUGAUCAGAGUUGAGAUGAAGCUACAGGCUGUGAUGGAGAAUCUGCACCGGCAACAGAGGGCCAAGUUGCUCUUGGAGCAGCAGCAGCAGCAGCAGCAGCAGCAGCAGCAGCAGCAGCAGCAGCAGCAGCAGCAGUCAGUGGCUCCCCAACAGACUGGCCAGCCUCAACCAUUAAGCUCUUCCCACAACAACACUGUGGAACCAGAGGAGGAGGCCAUGGGGAGCCCCGUCACAGAGGCAGAGCAGUCCCAAAUGGCAGCAUUGGCAGCCAUGCGGGCUGUGGCUGAUGGCCUUCAGCGGACCCCUGACAGUCCAAUGUCAGAGCACAGCAGUGUGGGGGAGGAAGAUGAGGUUGAUGAUGAUGAAGGGGAGGGACAGUACAAGGACAUGAUGGGCUCAGACGAAGAGGAGCACAUUAAGCAAAAGUGGGAUGAGGAAGACUUUGAGAGAGAGAUGGAUGAGGAUUAUGAAGAUGAGCUGAGUGAGGAAGGUACACCAAUUGGCCGGGACAGGAUGACCACAGGGAAAGGCAUCCUUUUGUUGCCCCAUCGUCAGCUACAUCCCCACCCCCAGAUGGCAAAGGGCCGACACAGCCUGGACCCAGAGCCCAGAGCAUCCAGCCUUCAGUCUCAUGGUUCUCAUAGUCAGCUGGGUGGCCAGGACCAUGGUGACUGGACCUAUGAGGAGCAGUUCAGACAGCUCUAUGAAUUGGAUGGAGACCCCAACAGAAAAGAAUUUCUGGAUGACCUCUUCAGCUUCAUGCAACAGAGAGGGACCCCAGUGAACAGGAUUCCCAUCAUGGCCAAGCAAGUCCUAGACCUUUAUAUGCUGUACCAGCUGGUGACAGAGAAGGGAGGCCUGGUGGAGGUCAUCAAUAAGAAGCUGUGGAGGGAGAUCACUAAAGGACUCAAUCUGCCUACCUCAAUCACCAGUGCUGCAUUCACCCUCAGGACACAAUACAUGAAGUACUUGUACCCUUAUGAAUGUGAAAAACGGGGCCUCAGCAACCCCACCGAGCUCCAGGCAGCCAUCGACAGCAACAGACGAGAGGGCCGUCGGCAGGGGUUUGGUAGCUCGCUCUUCACUUACUCCCCCAAUGGCACUCCAACCAUGCUGUCCUCACCCAAGCUUACCAUGCCAACCAUGGGUGUGGCAGUGGGGACCAAUGGGGUACCACUAACUCCGAUUCAGAAAAUCAAGAAAGAAGACGAAAGCGGUCAGGCCCAGUCAGCCGGGGGCCGGGUGCCCGGUGCUCUGGUUGGUCACUCUGUAGUGGCAGCUCAGGCUGCAGUAGCCCAGGCAGCAAUGGUGGCCCAGGUGGCAGCCCUGGAGCAACUGAGGGACAAGUUGGAGACGGGCGAGCCUCCUGAGAAGAAAAUGGCCUUGCCAGCCGAGGAGCACCAGCGGCUCCUGCAGAGGGCACUGCAGCACAACCUGCUGUCUAUGACUGCACAGAUGCCCAUGAACAUUCGUAUCAGCAAUCAAGACUGUAGACAAGACUCUGCCCUCAACCUCAGCAACAAUGGUAUGAACAGCAUCAGCAUGUCUGUGGAACUCAACGGUGUCAUCUACACUGGGGUGCUAUUUGCUCAGGCCACAGGGUCAGCCGCAUCAGGACCAUCUGGAUCAUCAGGUCCCAACAACAGCAAAACAUCUGGUGGGCGAGGCGGGUCCCAGCCAGUGCCCAACACACCUACCUCAUCCUCUUCCACCAACCCAUCGCCUUAACAGCCUCUGACCUGUCCCUUUCUAAAGCUAACUAAAGCCAAAAAGCAACCUCAUUUUCUCUUUAGCCUGCACCAAAAAGGACAAAUAGAAAUGAAAAUUCAAAUACACUAUCUCAGGUUUUCUUAGCACCAUUGUUUUGUUGGAACUUUUUGGAGAACUUUUUUUUGUCUAUUCAGCAACCAAAAUGUUUCUGAAGAGCCAGUAUAUA
Molecule: messenger RNA, 2374 nt
Organism: Scleropages formosus (Asian bonytongue)
Lineage: Eukaryota; Metazoa; Chordata; Actinopteri; Osteoglossiformes; Osteoglossidae
Gene: arid3a
Product: AT-rich interactive domain 3A
Exons: 10
Coding region: 454-2166 (570 amino acids)
Biological process (GO): regulation of transcription by RNA polymerase II
Cellular component (GO): nucleus
Molecular function (GO): DNA binding
Source: RefSeq, a predicted model, not a curated record